Molecule: messenger RNA, 540 nt
Organism: Hyphopichia burtonii NRRL Y-1933
Lineage: Eukaryota; Fungi; Ascomycota; Pichiomycetes; Serinales; Debaryomycetaceae
Gene: SKP1
Product: SCF ubiquitin ligase subunit
Exons: 1
Coding region: 82-483 (133 amino acids)
Biological process (GO): mitotic cell cycle; SCF-dependent proteasomal ubiquitin-dependent protein catabolic process
Cellular component (GO): cytoplasm; nucleus
Molecular function (GO): cullin family protein binding
Source: RefSeq, a predicted model, not a curated record
AAAGUCAUUAUCAUCUCCUUGGAUGAUGAAAAGUUCCCAGUGGAACCCAUAGUUGCAGAAAAAUCAAUCUUGAUCAAAAAUAUGAUCAACGAUUUGAAUCCUGAUGGAUUAACUGAAGAUUUCGAAGUUCCAACUCCAAAUGUCAGAUCUUCAGUCUUAGCCAAAGUGUUGGAAUGGUGUGAACAUCACAAACAUACCGUCUUUCCCGAUGAUGACGACGAAGAUGCCAAAAAAUCUGCUCCGGUGGAUGAAUGGGAUCGUAACUUCUUAAAAGUUGAUCAGGAAAUGUUAUACGAGAUUAUGUUGGCAGCCAACUACUUGAAUAUCAGACCUUUAUUGGAUGCUGGCUGUAAAACAGUUGCUGAAAUGAUCAGAAAUAAGUCUCCCGAAGAAUUAAGAAGAACCUUUAAUAUAGUCAAUGACUUCAGUCCUGAAGAAGAAGCUGCCAUCAGAAGAGAAAACGAAUGGGCAGAAGAUCGUUAGUUUAUGUUUUAUGAGUUAUUCAUUUCUACGUUAUGUAUACGUUACUAAUAUAUGUGU